AUGUUGUCCACGAUGGUCCGCCCCGAGGACACUCUUAGGAUGCCUCGCUCAUAUCAUGGCGACCUUGAAGAGAAUGGUGCUAGACGAAUGCCAGAGCCAACCGCCGCGUCGUCUUCAUCUUCUUCUAUCAAUACGGAAGGACUGUCAAGGAGCGAGGAUGAAGCUACACUGGUCAAUGGAUCAAUGGGUGAUCAUCGCAGCACCGCCUCGACCUCUGCGGGACCACGGCUCCGGUCGCCGGAGGAAACGAUCGAGCUGGCUCGCCGUGCGGUGGAGAAUGGCAUUCAAGAAACUAAACGGUCCUUGGCGGGAAGUGAAGCGGUCAGUGAUGUGGUGAAGCCCAAGUUGACCAUCGACUUGGGCCAUUCCAGUAUCGUCCGCCUUCCGGAAGCCGUGGUGGACAUCAUUAAAGAUGAAGUGGAGCGGCUAUCUCUGUCGCACAACCACCUGUUCCACAUCCCAUAUCGCUUCGCAGAAUGCUCGCAUCUGAAGUAUCUUAACAUCCGGUCCAACAACUUCCGAGAAUUCCCCAAAGGCGUAUACAAGCUGCCUUUCCUCGAGAUUCUGGAUCUCAGUCGCAACAAACUCAGCCACCUUCCUGAGGAAAUCAAACGCCUCACCUCCUUGCGUGUCUUGUCUGUGGCGCAGAAUCGUCUAGAUGAGUUGCCGCUGGGGCUGUCGGAUAUGAACAAACUCCAGAUCCUCAAGGUGGCCGGCAACCCUUUGCGGCAACCCUUGCAACGGCUUCUGGAAGCACCGGAUGCCGACGUGGCCGCGUCCGCCAUGACGGAUAACGAGAAGGAGGUUGCCCUGACUGCCGAGCUGAAGAGAUUUCUCAAGACCAAACAGCCGGUCACCACCCCGGAAAGUGAAAUCGCUGAGAUUGUGUGGGAUACUCCCAGACCUGUCAAGCAACGUGGAGUCAGCAGUCGAUUCCCUGUGAUCCCUAGCACGGGGGACAGUGCCUCCGACCCCAAGUCCCCGUCUCUGUCACGACCUCCGCCGAUUCCGCUGAAGUCCCAUUAUCGGGUAGCUUCCGGCCAAGCCUCUUUCCACAACGGCAUGCUUCAACGGCCUGGUAUGACCCCGCUCGUCGGUCUCAACGAGCGCAAUCGCAGCAACAGCGAAGGCAUCAUCCAAGCUUCCUUCGCGGCGCGGUUUAAACGGAUGGGCGUGAUCAACCGGAAGAAUACCGAUUUGGGAACCCUGAAUGAGGCCCGGCCGUUUCGUAACAGUCACUUGCGCGGGCUCAGUCACGGGUCCAUUCUCCGGAUCCGCCCGUCUGCCGCGAUGGGUGGGAACAAUUCCCCCAGUCCCAGUAGCCCAAGAGAGCGCAGACGACUCAAAGAGGGCUUUGUCAAUCGCAUGUCAAGCUUGCCCGAGCAUAAGAGUGAGAGGGACGUUGCGGAUCCCAUCAUCGAGAGCGCCAAAGGGAUUCUGUUUGCCUUAUUCCAAGUACAGUCGCACAUUUCUGCCUUGAUCAACGUGAUAAAACGCGAUGAUACUCGACGGAAUAGCCUGGAGAUUGUCUUUUACAACGCAUCUACCCAUGUUCACCGGCUGAACGAGGCACUCGAGAAUGCAGAAAACCCUCGCUCGGACUGGACGCCUCAAUCGAAUGAGGCCGUUAGAAGGGAAUGUGAGACGUGCAUUAUGGCGUACGCCCACGUUGGCGCCCUACUACGCAACAGUUUGGACAAGAUUGUCGCCAAUGGCGAUCCGCGCUAUGUGCGGUCACUGAUGCUCAUGAUAUACGGUGGCAUUGUGGAAUUGCGGAAUGCCUGCGUGAGCCUUGGAGUUCCGCUCGAGACGCGGAAACGAGUCUCUACGAGGAAGCCAUCCGUGCCCGAGAUCCACAGGGAAUCCGAGCUGUCCAGUCGUGACAAGUUCCCUGGUUCUGCGAUGACCCCGACCAGAGGCCGCGACCCGAGUCUGACGGCGCGCCGGUUCCGCAGUGACACUACCAUCCAACAUCCUCAACUCACCGCGAGUGGACCACCACCCAUGCCUACCCAUUCGCAGUCGGCCUUGAGCUCGCCAGGAUUUGCGCCACCGUCGUUUGGGUUCGGUUCGCGGAGUCGCUCGAGUAGCCGAUCGAAUAUGGUCAACACAUCGGUGCCUUCGUCACUUGCCACCCCGCGCUCCGGGGAAUCCUUCCCGCCAAUGCCGAACGUCGUUGUCCCCCGAGUCAAUCCGCUCACGGGAUUAGAAGAGAUCGAGGAAGAGCGGAUCUUCGAAAGGAUCUUCUACCAACUGACAUCCGCAUACACGGCGGCCCUCCAAGCGUUGCCUCUGGCCCGUCGUCAGCUCAUGCGGUGUUUAGAGGUGGCCGAGCAGACACGGGAAUCAGAAGGAAUUCAGCUGCUGUGGAACAACCUAAUCCGGCGAUGUCGGAUCUGUCUGGAAGUAUCAGAGGCGCUGGGGAUGCGCCUUUCCAGCAUGAAAGUCAAGGAACCUGGGGGCGGGAUGCGAAACCAGCGCGAAUUCUGGCAACUCUGCAAAGGAUUCAUGCAGUCCUUCGUUGACCUAGUGACCGACAUGCGGGAAGUCAGGAGCAUGCAGCUGCUCCCUCCCGACAUGAUCACCAUUCUCCGUCCGGUCCAGAGGGCCAGCAGGGAGGCAGGGAGGCUGAUCGAGGCCUCGCCAUGGUCAUAUCUGGCCGAUAUGGCCGUGACCCAUGCGCCAUCGAAUCUCUACGGACCGCCCUUGCAGACUCAACAUCCCCAUCAUGCGCAAAUGAUGUCCGCCCCGCACACGUUCAAUACUGAUUCCUCUCCCACCCCGCUCAGUGCUGCGCUUGGCCCAGCCGCGCAGGCCACCAUCCCAUCCACGCCUGCAAGUGCAUACAGCGACAAAUUUUUCGAGGGGGAUGUCUUCCAGCGAGCGGACUCCCUGCUUUCGAUGCCGAAACACGCACCCAUUUUCCCUCGACGCUGA
Messenger RNA from Aspergillus campestris IBT 28561, 2937 nucleotides. RefSeq names its product putative cell morphogenesis protein Sog2. The record is from RefSeq and is a predicted model, not a curated record. NCBI's taxonomy places the organism in Eukaryota, Fungi, Ascomycota, Eurotiomycetes, Eurotiales, Aspergillaceae. The transcript has 3 exons. The coding region runs from base 1 to 2937 and encodes 978 amino acids. Gene Ontology annotation, molecular function: protein binding.